Porites evermanni is the source of this 2889-nucleotide messenger RNA. NCBI's taxonomy places the organism in Eukaryota, Metazoa, Cnidaria, Anthozoa, Scleractinia, Poritidae. The record is from the annotation of a GenBank genome assembly.
CACCAAAACUCUCUGCCUUCCAUACCCUAUUCCACACUGAACUUUCUGACAACAGUCCUCAGCCACGUGGUACCACCAUGGUGUUGAAAAGUGUGGAAAUAGAUCCUGUUGAUCCUGGGAUGAAUUCUUUUUCUUUUUCUUCCCCCUUCCUCCACUCAAGGGGGGAGGGGGGGAAGGUGUUUUUCUUCCCCUCCCUGUGACCUAUUACCUAUUUCCUUGAUUGCCUUUUGAGCUCCUGAUGAGACAAGACCUUCAGCAUUAAGCUGGUUAUGGGCUAUUUUUUUGUUUUUCACUCAGUAUGGUGAGCUUAUCAUAAAUUUAAAAUGGAAUAAAAAUGAUCAUGCAGGUAUAUGUUGCAGUUAAUAUUUUUAUUUCAGGUAAUUUUUGUUUUUCCUUUGUUUCAAAAUCAUUAGCAUACAUUACCAUACCCAAAAACAAUGGAAAAAAAAAUUAACUGAGAUAAAAAAUUCACUACAACAUAUAUCCAUGUUGCAGCUGUAACAGGAGGAGGAGUUGGAGGUCCGGAGGGUAUUGCAGUCAAAUGCUUGUGAGGAACAGAGAAACCAGUUGGAGAAAGAAAUGAAGAAAAUUGGAGAAGGCCUCAAGAGAAAUAGCAAAUAAAAUGAAAAAAAAGAAAAGAAAAAAAGAAAACAGGAAAAAAAAACAAUUUUCAUUGAGGCCAAGCAGUUGGCUGCUCAGUUGCAUGUCUGGGUAGCUUGACCAUUUGGUUAAUAAAAUUCUCAAAACCACAAACAAACCACUCUAAGAAUUUGAUAAAAUGUUAAAAAAAAAUUGUUUAUUACUUUUAUAAAAAUAAAGUUGUUUGUUUACAAUUCUACAACCAUUUUUUCAUUUCUUCCUUUUCCCAUAGUUCUUUCCUCUGUUUUACUUUCCUCUUACUCUUUCUCCACUUCCACAAUGUGCUUUUAUGUACCCUCUAUACCUGGGGUGGAAAGUCACCUGAAAAUUUGAAAUUAGCCAUGCAUUAAAUAAAGCUUCCAUUAUAAUCAUUCUUUCAGGAAAUAAAGCUGCUACUUUGGCGGUAAUUCUAAAAAGCACUGUGUUCCACGAUACAGUGCCUUGAUUCAGCAAAGAAGCCUUGACCCUUUUGUUUUAAAAGUUAAAGAUUUUCUUUUGGUAGCAGAGAAAGGCCCCCAGUUCAGUGCAUUACAAAUAAUUAUCACCUACAAAGUUAUCUAUCAUCUAAAUUAAAAAGGAACAACCAAAUCAUUUCCUUGUGGUACCUGCCUAAUAUCAAAAUGAAUAACUAAAAUACUGAUAAAUAAAUAAUAAUUAUUGAAGUAGGGUAUAUCCAGGCCGUUUUAGCUUAACAAAACAAAAACACAAGGUAAGUCAUUCUCAUUUCUAUUUUUGUCAAAAAAUGGAAUUUAGGACGUAUUUUGUUUAUUGUCAUACAUUCUCUUAUAAAUUCAAAGUCCAACAAACUCCUUCAGAGUUUGGGCUACCUGUGGAUGGGGCAACAUUUCAUGACAGGAUGGACAAUAAAGGGGCUGCAUUUUCAACACCUUCAAUGUGACUGGAAAUUACAAAGGUUCACACAGCAGAUUCAGGAAUACAAAAUGACUAACUUGGAAUCACAUAGUUUACAUUUGCCAAAAGUAGCUAACAUUGGGCCUUUUGGUCAUAGAAAAGACUGUAAAAGGAUUUGGGUUCUGGUUGGCUAAUUGUGCCAGAUACCCAGCGCACCAAAAGGUUGACCCGAGUAUCCCACAGGUUGUGAGGGUCACUUUGGUUCUUAUAAUCUCAUAAAGUACCCAUUCUUCUCACACUAAACUAAACAGCAACUUACCACUUAAAAGUGAAAAAAAAUCAACCAUAAUAUAUAAGAAAACAGAAAUAGUUUAUGUUGAGCCAUAAAUUCAACAACUGUCUGCUAUCCCUUGGGGGGGGGGGGUACUCCCUUAUAUGGCCUCCAUGGGGAUGUGCCGCUGGACAGGGUAUGGUUUUCGUCCUCUCUGUCCUGAACAGGGUAUAUGGUUUGGCACAAGUCUGUCCUAAACAGGGUAUACAAUUUCCUGCAAGUCUGUCCUAAACAGUGUGCAUGAUUUGUGCGAGUCUGUUAUAAUUAUAAACAGGGUGUUUCAUGCAUGAUCGAUUUCGUCUUAGUGCAAAUGUUUGCAGAUAUUUAGUACGUAAUCACUCAAAGCAUUUACUGGAAUAAAUAUAAAUGUUAUUGUUCUUGGCACCCUUGUCUAAAUAAGAUAAGUACAAGUUGACAGGUGUGCUUGAUAACCUUGUCCCCAUCUGAGGGAGUUGUCCUAUCUGGGUACUAAAGUUGAGGGUGUUAUCCUAAACAGGGUAUGGGUUUCAAACCCUCAGCGGCUCACCUAUACCCAAAUAUUGGCCGAGUACCCCUCCCAACCCCCCUCCCCCCCUACACCGGGCUGCUAUCUUAUAGGCAAGCUUCGAAUUAACUGAGCCAUAGUUACACAAUGGUUGACUGUAUUUGUACCCUCUUUGUAAACGUAACAAUCAUUUUUAUAUUGGGAAGUUCAGUAAUAAUAAUCCAGAUGGCCAAAACUUCCAUAUUUUGGCCAUCCUUAUUCUGAAGUAUCCACCUUAUUCUGAGCUAUCCAAACAGAUACUUUGCUAUGAAUAAGCUUUACACGGCAGUCGCGGUAGUGGUACUGUAAUUAAACAGACAUUGUUUGCUCCUUGCACUUAAUUCUUACAAAGAACGUGAAAACAACUAACCUCUAUGUACGCUUUGAUCCAUAUUUUGGAGUAACCAUUCUCAUCAUAGCCUUCUUCAGUCUUUGUAUACUUAGUCUUUCAACACAACAAGGUCGUAAAGAGUCGGAGCGAUUUGCCGAAAAAUAAUUUUAUUCAGUUCCAGUCUCCGAGCGGAUACCUGAUUUUGGAGUAUCU